UUUUUUCUUAGUUAUCAAAGGUGUAAGUACAAGUUAAAGAUCUGUUUAAUACUUACAGAAAAAUUAAACUAAAGAUUUUAAACUACCUAUCUAUUAGUUGGCGAAGCUAGCUAGGUCUCCAAGAAGAGAGAGCAUUCUGAGAUCCGGAUUGGGAAAGUUGAAUUCAAAAUUAAUUUUAUUACAAGUUCAAGAUGUAUCUCUCAAUUUUUUUGCAAGUUAUUGGAUUAGUAUGUGUGUAUUGUGUACGCCCAAGAAUACAAUAUGGUAGCAGUAAUGAAGCAGAUUGUCAGAAUAUUGAUCCAAAGCAAAACAUGUUUCCAAGAAAUCGACGUGCUGCAAGUAGCUUCAAUGAUCCUAUGUACAGUACUCAAUGGUAUUUGACAAAUGGCGUGAUGAAGAUUAAAGAAGCAUGGGACGAAGGGUACAAUGGAAAAGAUGUUGUCAUUAGUGUGUUAGAUACUGGCCUCGAAAAAACACAUGAUGAAUUUAAGAAACGAUACGAUGCUUCAGCCAGCUAUAACUUUGUCUCCAACACAACAGAUCCCACUCCAGACUACGUGGGUGGAAGUAAGCAUGGCACAAACGUAGCUGGAAUAGUUGCUGGUGAGGCUAACAAUGGGAAAUGUGGUGUAGGCGUAGCAUAUGGUGCUAAAAUUGGAGGUGUUCGAUUCAUUGAUACAUCAGGAGGUUCAGUUGCGCAAGGCAAAGAUUACUCUCAGAAUGCAGCCUUAUCAUUUAACCGAAACCACAUUGAUAUUUACACAUGUGCAUGGGGACCUGAUGAUUCCAUUGGCUCUAAAGUUGGAUACAAUUUGGCUCCAAAAGCAAUGGCUGAUGGUACCAAACAUGGUCGAAAUGGUAAAGGCAGUCUUUUCGUGUUUGGAGCUGGCAACGAAGGAAUUUUCCAAGAUUCUUGUGGUUAUGAUGGUUACAUCACGUCUAUUCACACGUUGGCCAUAAGCGUUGUGAACUCGGAUGGAAAGAAAUCCAAUGUGUCAGAAAGAUGUCCCGCUAUUAUUGGUGUGACGCAAACAAGAGAUGGUGCAAAGGGCGUUCUUAGUAAUGCUGAUCCAAUGGCCACAGCUGAUCUUCAAAAUAAAUGCAGUAAUACCUUUUCUGCAACUUCAGCUGCAGCCGCAGUGGCUUCUGGGAUGUUAGCUUUGGUUUUGCAAGCAAACAAAGACCUUACAUGGCGAGACGUGCAGCACAUCAUUACACGCACAUCAAUUAAUGACCCUACUAAAGUUAUUGAUGUGGACAAUGGAUGGAAGACAAAUGGUGCAGGUUUUAAAGUUAGUGACAGAUUUGGUUUUGGUAUACUUGAUGCGAUGGCGAUGAUUAAACUUGCUAAAAACUGGACAACUGUACGUCCACAAAUUUCCUGCGAACACGAAAAUGCAGCACAUAGGGCAAUUCCAUCAACAGGAAGCUUGACGGACAAGAUAAAGCUUUCAAACACAUGUGGUAUUACAAAGUUGGAACACGUUGUCUUACUUCUCAACUUAACAUUUACACCACGACGCGAUUUGCAGGUCGAGGUGAAAAGUCCGAGCUCUUUGGUGUCGUACAUGCUACUCCCAAGAAAGAUGGACUUUGGGAGUGAGAUUAAGAUGUACUCAACCAUGUCUAUGCAUUACUGGGGAGAAAAUCCAGCUGGAGAAUGGGAGGUUUUGUUCAAGAAUGCAAAUUCUGCAACUAAAAGCAAUGGUACACUCAAGUAUUACAAACUCAUAUUUUAUGGAACUAGCAAUGUUACUGCACCUGCCACGUCUACAGCACCAACCACGCCUACAGUAACCAAUACAACUACUGCAACUACCACACCCACUACAGCUAUUACUGAACCCACCGCAACCACUAUGCCCAGUGCAGCCAUUACUGCACCCACAACGCCCACUGCAACCACCAAGUCUAAAAAAUCAACGCCAACUACCCCCGAAAACUCUGCAGUGUCGUGUAAAGGCGUUUCAUUACUUGCGAUGAUGUUGUUGGUUGUCUCACGUAUUGUUUUCAUGUAAAUGUGUCACGACAAAUGUGUUUCUGUUUUUAUGGUUUUUAAACAUCAACGAAUAUUAAAUGGUUACUUUUUCUAUGCAUGAUUUUAUAUUAAAGGAACCAAAAAGAUUUCUUCCGAAGACUUGAUAAGCAACUUUUUAUUCUCUCUAAUAUAUGUAAAUAUCAUUUUCGUGUCAGGUUUCUUAUCAUUCUAAGGGUUCUUUGUUGCUUUGCUGGAAUAAAGUUCGCCUCAUCCUCAUGUAAUAGUGGAUUGUUUAACAACUUUUUCCUCAAAACUCCCUUAAUUUUAAUUCCACAACAUCUGGCAUUCUUUUGUUUUUAAAAUCCUACAUGGGCACGUUGUUCUCUCUUCUAAAUUCUCAAAAAAGGAUGAAAAUUCCUGUCAUAAGCCUUGAAAUCUCCUAAAAUUUGACUUCGUAAGAAGAGGGAAUACCCUGUAUUUUUUGUUUAGCCUUAGUAUGUGUAUUUUUUACUGGUAGUUUUAGCAGUAAUAUACAUAUACAUCGAGCGAAUAAUAAUGUCCACCUCGUUACCAGGGCAUUUUGCGUUGUUGAUGAAGUUGAAAGCGGCUGUAAUAACGGCUCAGGGGCCACACCCUGGGGACGAGGUUGAAUACAUGUAAUUUAUAAGAACUCAUUGUGUGUAUAUACAUAAAUGUACCCUUUUAUUUAUAUUUUCUAAAGUAAUUUAUUCCUGAUUUUUAAUGCACAUAAUUUAUACUUGUCUUUCAUUUUUGUGUUUUACUUUCCGGUAUGUUCUCUUUUAAAAUUACCAACAAGGUAAGGGUUGUUAGCAAUGCCAAAAAAAUUAAAUUAAAUUUUUCAUAGGCUUUUACAAAUCGCGUUUUCCCCUCAUAAGACUGUUAUCAUAAAAGGUAGAUUUAUAAGAAGAGUUAAAAAUCAUAAUAUAGUUCCUAUGGUUUUUUUUCGAUUUUGGAUUAUUUUCCCUCCUGCGUUAAUGAAUUGAUCAACAGAUUCAGAUGUGUGUUUUCAAGGAAGUGCAUUACAUUUAGCGGCAAAAAAGGUCUGUAAAAAUGUUUAUUUGGUAAAAAUAUUAGUCACUUGCACAAAA
This is a messenger RNA of Hydractinia symbiolongicarpus, 3087 nucleotides long. RefSeq names its product endoprotease bli-like. The record is from RefSeq and is a predicted model, not a curated record. Bases 192 to 2018 code for a protein of 608 amino acids. NCBI's taxonomy places the organism in Eukaryota, Metazoa, Cnidaria, Hydrozoa, Anthoathecata, Hydractiniidae. Gene Ontology annotation, cellular component: trans-Golgi network; Golgi membrane. The transcript is spliced from 14 exons. Gene Ontology annotation, biological process: protein processing. Gene Ontology annotation, molecular function: serine-type endopeptidase activity.